Molecule: messenger RNA, 799 nt
Organism: Linum trigynum
Lineage: Eukaryota; Viridiplantae; Streptophyta; Magnoliopsida; Malpighiales; Linaceae
Source: the annotation of a GenBank genome assembly
CGGCGCCGUCGAUGAUGCGUAAAAACCAAGCCUCUCCCCGAUCCCUGCCACCACUGCUGAUCCCGUUUUUCCACUUUGGAGGCGAAGGAGGACCGGAUCCUGAAGCCGAUGACCUGUCCUCCAGAGAUCUUGUGGUCCGGCUUGUCCCCGCCGAAGAGUCGGAAAAUUUUGGAUUUGACUGCAUCGACCCUGAAAGACUUGUCGUCUUCCACUCCCCGGCAGCCCCCAAUGGCGGGCAGUGUUUUCAUACUGGAAGGCGAUCCGGCGAGAAUAGAAAUCGAAACGCCAGCCUUGAUAACAGGGUCGUCGACUCGCCGCCUAGAGCUCCAUGGUUUCCGCUUGGGGAAGAGAGCCAGAUUUGUGAGGCCGAGCUCAGAGGGGAGGUACUCGGCGUCCGACAAUGUCAGCGUGGUUGAGGUCGAUGCCGUAGACGACGCUGGUUUUGGGAUUGGCUUCGGAUUCGAUGAUGAGUAGCAGUUACGGCGAUGGAUGAGGUCGCGGAGGAGGACAGAGAUAAAAGUAUUUAAAAAAAUUAUUUAAAUUUGUUUAAAAAUUAAAUUCUUUAUUUUUAGAAAUUAAAUUAUUUAUUUUUAUAAAUUAAAUUAAAAUUUUUAAAAUAGUAAAUUUCCUACGUGGCAGCGCCGCAUAAGCAAUAGUCGAAUGUAAGUUGACCAUCAUUAGGUCAACGGUUAACUCUAACGGUCAACAGAAAUUUGUGUAACAUAAAUGACGCAGAUACCCGAUAGGUUGGAAUAUUUUUGUGUUUAUUGAAGUUACGUAAUAUAAAUGACACUUUCGC